Messenger RNA from Rhododendron vialii, 1709 nucleotides. RefSeq names its product protein RETICULATA-RELATED 1, chloroplastic. Gene Ontology annotation, biological process: plant organ development. The coding region runs from base 182 to 1366 and encodes 394 amino acids. Gene Ontology annotation, cellular component: chloroplast inner membrane. The transcript has 8 exons. NCBI's taxonomy places the organism in Eukaryota, Viridiplantae, Streptophyta, Magnoliopsida, Ericales, Ericaceae. The record is from RefSeq and is a predicted model, not a curated record.
GCGCUUUCUCUUUCAUCACCCCCGUUCCACCCACAGCCUUCAUUUCCACAGACGGCAAUUAUUAUUACCAAAAAAAAAUAUAUAUAUCCGGCCGCCGUAACACAGCAUUAGGGUUUAGCCUCAUUGAUCUCAAAACCCUUCCAUUUUCCCACUCCAACAACCUCUUUGUAAAUCCAGAGUAAUGGAAAUAGCUAUUCGCUCAUCAAUUUCGCGAUUGCCAAACGCUCACACUUCACUUCCCGUCGAAGUUAGGGUUCCGGCGCGUCUCAGGACCACAAACUGGGAACACACCGAGGCUUUGCAGCACUCAACUAGGAACGACGGCGCUUCCAGGAUCAAAUGCGUCGACUCAUCAGAUUUUGCAGCAAAGACUAUGGAAGUGGAAAUGGACAAUGGAAGUGCUGACGGCGGAGGAAGUGGGGGAGACGGGAGGUUUUCGUCGGGUGGCGGAGGCGGAGGAGGAGAUGAUAGUGAAGAGAGUGAUUACGAGGAAGAGGAGUUUGGACCGGUGAUGAGGUUUGAAGAAGUGAUGAGAGAGACGGAGAAGCGAGGGACGAGUCUUCCAUCGGAUAUGAUCGAGGCUGCGAAGACUAUUGGGCUUCGUAGUUUGGUUCUUAGUCGAUACUUGGAUUUGCAGGGAUCAGCUUGGCCAUUAGGCUUUUUGAUGAGGCAUUUUGGGAUGCUUCGAAACAGAAUGCUUGCUGAUCCAUCUUUUCUUUUUAAAGUUGGAACAGAGGUAGUCAUUGAUUCUUGUUGUGCAACAUUUGCGGAAGUGCAAAAAAGAGGAAAGGAUUUCUGGGCAGAAUUCGAGUUGUACGCGGCAGAUCUUUUGGUUGGUGUGGUUGUUGAUAUUGCUUUGGUUGGCAUGCUAGCUCCAUACACUCGUUUUGGGAAGCCAUCUACCUCAAGCGGCUUAUUUGGACAAAUUAACCGUGCUUGUGGAGCUCUUCCAAGCAGUGUUUUUGAAGCUGAAAGGCCAGGAUGUAAAUUUUCAGCGAAGCAGCGGAUUGUUACAUACUUUUACAAGGGCAUAAUGUAUGGAUCAGUCGGAUUUGGGUGUGGUCUUAUUGGCCAAGGCAUUGCAAAUUUGAUCAUGACAGCUAAACGAAACAUAAAGAAAUCAGAAGAGGACAUCCCUGUGCCACCUUUGCUGAAAAGUGCUGCUCUCUGGGGUGUUUUUCUGGCAGUGUCUUCCAACACUCGCUAUCAAAUCAUAAAUGGGCUGGAAAGCCUCGUCGAAGCGUCUCCUCUUGCGAAGCAGGUCCCACCUGUUGCAAUGGCGUUUACAGUUGGAGUGCGAUUUGCCAAUAAUAUCUACGGUGGAAUGCAAUUUAUAGAUUGGGCUAAAUGGAGUGGCGUGCAAUAGCAACAUCUUCUCUGAUAAGAGUUUUGCUUCUUCGACUUUUAGACCGAAGGAUUGCACGUUUCUUGGCUGUGGAGGCAGAUGAAGGGAAAACACAAGUGGUGCCAAAGUCAGAGACAAAGCGCGUAAUAAAUUAUUUCCUGGUGAAAGUGAGACGUUUCAGGAUCUUUCACGAAAUCUUAUGUUGUCUCGGUAAUUAUCAGGAGUAGAAUAAUCACCAGCUCAGCAGCAUCCGAUGAACCAAUUUUUGCAGGGAUAGUUUAGCUAAAUAUCUUCCUUGUAUUUAGGUAGUGGUUUGAAUAGAGGAUUUGAGGUUCUUUUAAACCAACGCCGUGUUUGUUUGCAA